AUGACGAGACACGCCCAACCCGCUCAUAUGUGCUCAACGCUGCAACUCUUGGGACGUUUACGUGAUCUGAGGAACAAGAAGCAACACGUUGUUCUCAACGGCAAUAACCUCGACAUUGCUUCCAUUGUCGCUGUCGCCCGAUAUGCAGUCGAGCCCACUAUCAGCACUGAUGAGUUGCUUGUCAAGCGGCUCGAGAUCUCUGUCGACACUCUGGCCGAUGUGAUUUCUCAGAAAUGUGUCAUCUACGGCGUCAACACCGGUUUCGGUGGUAGUGCCGACACCAGAACUAACGAACUCAUCGACCUGCAGACCCAUCUGCUCCAAUUCAUCCAAAGCGGAAUUAUCACUGCCGCUGACAAGGAUCCGGCCAGCAACUCGGAGCGGGAACCAUCCCACGUCAUGCCUCUCUCCUGGGUUCGAGCCGCCAUUGUGGCCCGAGCUAAUCAAAAUCUCAGGGGUCAUAGUGCCAUUCGCAAAUGUGUGCUCGAAAGCCUGAUUGACCUGCUGCACAACGACAUUACUCCCCUAAUUCCGCUGAGGGGGAGUAUCUCUGCAUCAGGAGAUCUUAUGCCCAUGGCGUAUAUUGCCGGAGCAAUCAUGGGUAACCCAGAUGUUUUUGUCCAGAUUGGAAGGGGUGCACAAGCCAGAGUUAUGCCUUCUUCGGAGUCGUUGAAGAUGAGCGGGCUCUCCCCGUCAGGACUCGGCCCGAAGGAGGGACUAGGGCUGAUCAACGGGACUGCUCCUUCUGUGGCAGUGGCAAGCCUGGCACUAUAUGAUACGCAGCAGCUCGCGUUAUUGUCCCAAAUGCUGACUGCCUUCGCUUCCGAGUGCAUGGCCGGAAAUGUGGAGUGGGCUCACCCUUUCAUUCACGCUACUCGACCUCACACUGGGCAAAUCGAGGUGGCAAGGAAUAUCCGGCACUUUUUGAAGGGUUCCAAAUUUGUUGUUGGCUUAGAGUCGCAGAAGAAAUCCGGCGACGGACUCUGCCAAGAUCGAUAUUCGACAAGAACAGCUCCUCAAUGGAUUGGUCCUUACCUUGAGGAUCUUCUCCUGGCGCAACAUCAGCUCGAAGUGGAGCUCAACUCCACAUCAGACAACCCUCUGGUAGACAUUAGCAAGCAAGACGAUGGUUCCAGUGGGAGAGUAUACUCUGGUGGAAAUUUCCAAGCAGCCGCCGUCACGUCGGCUAUGGACAAGGCUCGUUUGGCUAUUCAGAUGAUCGGCCGAAUGCUUUGGUCUCAGGUCACUGAGAUCAUCAAUCCUGCUACAAAUAAUGGACUGGAGGCCAACCUCAAUGCCACCGCACAAGAGAACUUCACCAUGAAGGGGAUCGACAUCAACAUGUCAGCAUACAUGUCUGAGUUGGCAGCCCUAGCACACCCGGUUUCUGCCCACGUCAUGUCAGCUGAGAUGCAUAAUCAGGGUAUCAACUCUCUGGCUCUGAUUUCAGCCCGACGCACCAUAGAGGCCGUGGAUCUGUUGGCACACAUGAGUGCCUGCCAUAUAUAUGUCUCGUGUCAGGCUGUCGAGAUCCGCGCGAACCACGUCCAAUUUCUCUCAACACUCCGCAUGAAGCUGGAGGACUUCACGGCAAGCGGAGCCUUGUCUGGACUCGGAUUGAAGGAUUCGCAGACUGAGACACUAUGCGCAUUACUGCUCCCCAUUGUGCAGUCGAGCUGGUAUCGCGCAAACACCAAUACUUGGAAAGACCGUGUCUUGUCCGUAGUUGAAGCCGUUAUGUCAUCAGUGAACGAGUUCAUGGCGACUCACAACCCCGACUGUUCAGUGUCAACGAUCAUCGCCUUCAAGAAGCAUUUCCAGAGCAUCGUGUCCAGCACAGCCGAAGCAAUGUUUUAUCCCAGCCCAACUAUUUCCCCCGAUGUCGUGGCCUCGCAGCUUGGUAGGGGGACUGCACAGCUCUAUACCUGGGUACGCUCGAAACUCAACAUUCCCAUGAACUGUGGCCUCCAGGACGAUCCUUUGUAUAACGCCCAGAAGGGUCUUCCCACGCAGGGGAAAAAGAGCAUUGGAAGCUCGGUGAGCAUGAUAUAUGAGAGCUUGCUUGAGGGUGACAUGAUGGAUAUGGUUCUAGAAGAUUGGAUGCAGGACGAGGUUUAG
Penicillium concentricum is the source of this 2118-nucleotide messenger RNA. RefSeq names its product aromatic amino acid ammonia-lyase. Gene Ontology annotation, biological process: L-phenylalanine catabolic process. Gene Ontology annotation, molecular function: ammonia-lyase activity. Lineage: Eukaryota; Fungi; Ascomycota; Eurotiomycetes; Eurotiales; Aspergillaceae. The record is from RefSeq and is a predicted model, not a curated record. The transcript has a single exon. Gene Ontology annotation, cellular component: cytoplasm. The coding region runs from base 1 to 2118 and encodes 705 amino acids.